Messenger RNA from Aspergillus versicolor CBS 583.65, 1969 nucleotides. RefSeq lists its product as uncharacterized. The transcript has 2 exons. Bases 334 to 1740 code for a protein of 468 amino acids. The record is from RefSeq and is a predicted model, not a curated record. Lineage: Eukaryota; Fungi; Ascomycota; Eurotiomycetes; Eurotiales; Aspergillaceae.
GGUAUUUUCAUCUCGGUGCCUAUCUUUGUCGGGACUUGCACAUAUCACGCUUGAGAAAUAUGUAUCAUAAGAUUCGACUUGUCACGACCAUCAGCGUCCAAAUGAAUAACUUACAACAUAUUAUUAUUAAACUGCACCUAGGUGUGCCUGCUCUUAGUUGCCAACACGAACAGGAAGGCGCGAUGGGUGAAAUCCCGUUAUCUACUGCCAGCUACCACCAGGGAAUAACAACACCACCGUCCUUCUCUUCUAUCUCCAGGAUUAAUCCAAAGAGUGCGUUAUUUCUCUGCGGAUGCCCGCAGUGUGCAUUUUUAGUUUUUGAUUAAUACCAGCAUGGCUGCCCACGAACGCGGUUUGGAUCCAGUCGAAGAUGAUCAGGAACACCACACUUUCCUGCCGCCAUUCAUAAAGGAUGAUUCGCAGCGCGGACACUCGGCCUCGACAGGCUUAGAAUCGAGCGAUGGAGGUUCGAUAUACAACGCUCACAUAGCAACCGGCAAUGAUGGCAACGAGGCACUAUCAGAGAACCAACCCGAAAAUAACACGCUUGGAGAUAUGGAUCCAGCCAAUAUUGCCAUGCUUUACUCUGAUGAAACAGAUCGUGCACCAGGCCAGUUAUUUAGUAGGUCACCUGGUGGUUCAUUACCGGAUCCUCAUAAACCUCCUGCUGCUCACCUGGCCGAUAAGCUCCGGACGUCUUCGGCUGGAGAAAUAACGGCAUGGUCCUUGCCAGGCGGAUUAUCGGCUUUCCACGAAGAGCUGGAACUCAGUACAGCAAGUGGAGAUGUCUCCAGCAAUGUCCAGGUCAGUCCUGCUCUGCCGGAAUAUCCACCACCUGUCCGAUCACCCACGCCUCCAGGCCUUCCAUCUUUUGGCACUGAGGAAGCCAGAUCAUACGACUUUCGAAUUGGGGCCCGGCGCCCGAUCGAGAAUCGUAACGUGUCCCACUUUCGCCAACUUUUUAGAAGCCGUUCCCCGGGUCGUUCACCAUCUGAGGGUAGCCGACAGCCACGUACUCAGCAGUUAGUUGCGGAGGAUGGGACUGCUGUCCUAGGUAGCUUCCCCCAACGACAAAGUGGCCACGGUUCCAAUGUAUUGAGUAAAACAAACGACAAUCCAUUCCACCAGGGGAAUCUACCUUUGGCUCAGUCCGACGGUGCAAGUAUACGGGACAAUGACGCCGCGUCUGAAGGCCAAUCUCCUUAUUCUGCCGCUGCCGAAGAUACUUUGAAUUCGUUGAGUGCGAAUCUACCUCCGUUGCAGACACAACCUACAACUGCACCGAAUUCGAUGUUGCUUGCCUCAGAUCACGGUGGCAAGAGACCUGAAUCGUACUAUACUUGUGUAUCUCGAGUAUACGAUUCCCACUCUCCAUUGCGGGUCGCUAUGCCGGGUCACUCGAAUCUCACUGAGCAAUGCCAUCUGGCGCCAACACAGUCUGCCGCACCAACCAGUCCACAAGACCCUGGGACGCCUGAAAGAAACAGCUAUAGCAAAUUCUCGAAUCUACUAGGCCACUGGGAGAUGCUCGUAAAGCAAGGGAGAUCUAUAUUUUGCUGUUGCUGGGACUCGGAACGAGGUGCAUCAGAAACCGGUGAUUCAGCAGAUGCUCUCAACCCACACACGACGAACACGACUACUCAAGACACGUAUGUAACCGCGCGUGAUAAUAUCUCGAAUGAGACUCCACAGGCUCGGACUCAAAUAGUCCCUGUUCCUGGAAACCAAUCUAGACCAUGAAGCUUGUGGGUAUGCGCAACUGGCAUACAUCAUUUUGAGAUUCGGGACAUUUUAUCCUUACCUACGCUUAUAUCCCAAGAUCCAUGUUUAGCUAAUGGGCGCCAUUGAAGAGAACCUUUGGACUUAUAGAAUAUUGGGUGAGGACUGGGUGUUUUCCUCAUAGUCACUUCAUUGCUGUAACUAACCACCUAUCUUCAAUAAAGCCAUGAUUCCUCUACUGAUUUAUCAG